Cladocopium goreaui is the source of this 1452-nucleotide messenger RNA. Lineage: Eukaryota; Dinophyceae; Suessiales; Symbiodiniaceae. The record is from the annotation of a GenBank genome assembly.
CUCAAACCCUAGCGGUCAGACCCGAUAAAAUGGGGGUUGAUUCAGAACUGGGGGUUCAAGCGGCUACUUCCAGCUCUUCUGCAGAAAGGCUCGCAGGAAAUGGUGAGGAGAACAUAAAGAAACUGCACAUCUUGCCCCUCAAGGAGGCAGAUGCUCAAAUCAAGGGAAAAAGUCGCAUGGAUGUUCUCGCAGAUACACUCCGUCAAAUUCGGAACACGAAAGAGGUGGUUCGUUCGGGUGAUUUGGUGAAAGCAUCAAACGCCGAAUUUGUGGUCAUUAAGUGUGACCCUCCUCAGGGCUGCCUUGGGAUGGACACGGAUUUCUUUGUGGAUGGAGCUCCAGUCAUUUGUUUUCAGAAGAUCCAGUUCAGUGCGUGGGGACCCACGGAGUUCUCUUCUGAGCAACUCUUCAACGAGUACGUGAGGCCAUACUUCAAAGGAGAGUACGCGCCCUACAGCCCCGAUGCCAAGCGGGUUCGUUUGUUGUAUGCGGGUCAGGUGGUGAAGGUUGGUGAUGUCUGGUUGCAGGUGGAGGCCACUGAGCCAACGGGUCUUGGAUUGGUCUCCACCGACACAGAGAUCUUCGCAAAUUGGGACUCGACACCUGAAUUCGAGAAGGUUCACAUCCUUCCCUUCAUGGAUACGCUGCCCCGGGCGUAUGAGUAUGAGCUCUUUGGCGAUUACCUCAAGCCUUACCUGGUGGCCAAUCCACAUAGAAAGUACCAGGCGAAUGAAUUCUUUACCUAUCAAGGCGUGCAGUUCAAGGUUGUUGCUUGUGAACCAGAUACCGUUGCGCGCAUUGGCAAAAGCACCACAAUCUUUUGCGAGGGUCAAUUGCAGCCAUCCCUCCGGAAUUUGCUGCCGCCAAAUUUGAUGAGUCAGGUGGCGCAGCUCCCCCAGGGGUUGCAGAUGUUGCUCCUGAGCUCCGAGCGAUCGACGCGAGAAGUGGAGGAGAUGCUGAACCAGAGGAGGGGAUUGUUCCCUCAGACUAUUGAGGAGAUAGAGAGGUUUGAUUGGCCUCCUCCUCACGGCCAUGCGCAGCAAACCUGCAUGGUGUGUUUGGAGGACUUUGAGCUGGCGAUGCCAUGCAGGCGACUUCCCUGUCAGCACGUCUUUCACCAGAAAUGCAUCGACGAAUGGCUGCGAAGGUGCACGGACUGCCCCAUUUGCAAGGCAAAUGUGGAUCGAGCAAUGCGCAACUAUUGAUAGGUGACAGUGGUGUGACGUUUCGUCUUCACUGGAGGUCACCAAGGACGUAAUGAACGUUGCUUUGGUAGAAUCCUAGCUUCACUGUCUCUAGUCUGUUGGUGCAACGUCAGUCACGAGUCAGAGUUAUGCUGGCACAAAAGCAACGUCCACAGCGGUGGAUUUGUUUCACCCCUAGCAUUGGACGGACGCAUCUUUCAAUAGUUCUGUCAAGACGAGGUUUUUGAGACUGGUUUGGGUUGUUGUG